AUGGAAUGGAAGUGCAACUUGCGGGAGAAGACACACGAUGUCGACGGCUCAGCUCUAUCCAGCACAGCCCGCAAGAACUUGAUCCAGUUUCAAGACUUUUUGGACAAGAAUCCGGCCAAACAAGACUCUGACUUCAUUGUCGACACAGGCGGUUCUUCAGCAACUUGGAUGGAGGCUUUGGCUCACAAAACUAGUCUAACCUGCAACAUGGCAGCAGCAGGUGAGAAGAGAUUGCCCCAAGGUGUCCUCAACAGAGCUGACUUGCAGUUGGGCGUCCAAGCCUUCUUGCUGUGGGAUCCAGCACUCAAGGAGAAGAGCGCGUUUGAGCUGGAAAAUGCUCGUGAGGCUUUGAUUUUUUGCCAGCCUUUCUUCAAGGAAGACCGCACCAGGUCAUGUGCGCUUGCCUGUGCCAUCAUGUUUUUCACCAUCCUUCAGAUGACGCUGGACCGCCCUGGCACAGAGCCCACAGACUGUACAUGGACCGCUCACCUUUACACCAGGUCUGGACAAAUCCAGCCUAUGCAAGAGAAGAUCGAGAAAUGUCCAGCUUUGACAUCGCGCGGGUUGCUUGCAGGAAAGGUUGGUGAGUUGGAUAGCGCUGCUUCUUUUCUUUUGGGCGCCAUCAACGCCAUGCCUCAUGACCUGCUGCCCCAGGCGCCGCAUUUCGAAGGCUGCUUCACUUGCCUGGACGACUUGUUGGUGCAUAUGAAGUUUCGACUUCACCAAAGUUCUUCUGCUAGUUAG
This is a messenger RNA of Cladocopium goreaui, 744 nucleotides long. The record is from the annotation of a GenBank genome assembly. Lineage: Eukaryota; Dinophyceae; Suessiales; Symbiodiniaceae.